AUCAAUGGGCCUAAUGAAGCACGGGGUAUGCAGCGCUCGGUGGAAACCUGGCGUACUUCUAUAAGCCAAUAGGAACUCUUAGCUGUGCAUAUAAAAACGGCCUCACUUUUUAUGGGAUGGAUCAGAACCACCGGACACUGCCAGCAUUCAAAAAAGAAAAUGAUGUCCCUGAAAUAUGCCGCUUUCCUUUUAACAUUUAUAAUAUUCAAUACUGCAAAAGCAGAUGAAAAUAAAAUGAAAGCGGCUGUAAAUGAUGAAAGGCCACAGCCCUUACAAAGGCGGUACUCGGAGGCCAUUUUGGCCAGCGAUUACAGCAGAUCAGUGGAUAACAUGCUGAAAAAGAACUUUGUGGACUGGUUACUUGCCAGAAGAGAGAAGAAAAGCGAAAAUGCAUCUGAAGCAACCAAAAGAGAGGCAGAUUUUCAGCUUCCGGAUGUGAAUAUGAAAGAAAAAGAAGCUCAGGAAGGAUUUGAGAGGAACACAAACUACUUCACCUGGCUGAUGAGGAACAAGCACAGAGAAAGUGCCUACAAUGAAGCCAAAACAAUGCUGAACCAGGAAUUUGUGGAUUUACUGAUUCUAACAGAUUUAUGCAAACAGAGGUUUUCUUAAUUGUUGCUCUAUUCCAUGAUCCUUGGACCUCGGUGUGUAUGGAUGGAGAAUCCAUGGACAGAUACACAGACACUGUAGUUAUCAAUUUGCAUCACUGAUUCCCAACGUAGGAAAUAAAAAUACAUUUCAGACUUCACCUCA
Xenopus tropicalis (tropical clawed frog) is the source of this 753-nucleotide messenger RNA. NCBI's taxonomy places the organism in Eukaryota, Metazoa, Chordata, Amphibia, Anura, Pipidae. The record is from RefSeq and is a predicted model, not a curated record.